Messenger RNA from Varanus komodoensis (Komodo dragon), 5970 nucleotides. RefSeq names its product gap junction delta-4 protein-like. NCBI's taxonomy places the organism in Eukaryota, Metazoa, Chordata, Lepidosauria, Squamata, Varanidae. Gene Ontology annotation, biological process: cell communication. The record is from RefSeq and is a predicted model, not a curated record. The transcript is spliced from 2 exons. Bases 3874 to 5097 code for a protein of 407 amino acids. Gene Ontology annotation, cellular component: connexin complex.
AGAAGGCCCUCCUCCGGGUACUCACCCUCCUAAUAUUCACAGAGGGUUCCCGGAGGUAGAGGUAGGCAACCUGAUUCCCUCCAGAUGUUUUGACUGCAACUUCAAUAAUCCACCAUUGGCCACGCUGGAUAGGACUGAGGGGUUUUGCAGUCAAGAACCUUUGGAGCCUACCAAGUUGCUUGCAGUCAUGUCCUCCUGGGCAGAGCCCUCAGCCAGGGAGAUCCUUUCAUUGGCUCAGGAGCUUUCCUCCCCAGUGGAGGUGAGGACAUAACUGCAGAGCUGAGACCUCACAACAGAGCCUCCUUGUUCUACCUCCACAGCAGGAGAGUUUGCAGUCCAGAGUCAGAAGGGAAAUUUGCAGGCCUUGAGCAAGGCAUCAAAUACUCCCUCCCAGGAGGACUCCUCAGCAGUAAGCAAAGGCCUUGGUCAACUGAAGGAGCUCUACUUAGGAGCAGGGGUUUCAGGGCAGCCAUUUGAUGCAGCUGUGGGUGGGGGUUGAGGUUCAGCCAGGCCAGCAUAAAAGGCUGGCUCUGAAAUAUGUGUUGCUUCUUCUGGUUGUGGCAUGCCUGCUUCUUAUUUCUUUAAUGAGUGACUCCUCUUUCCAGCAACUCUCCUGCUGCACGCUUGUCCUUUGACAAUAGAUCUCUGGCUAUUGACCUCGGAUUCUUAACAAUGUCUGCUGACUCAUCUUGGCUUGGUGAUUUACAAUCUCCUGUUAACUGACCUUUGUCCAUUUGACUAUUGGCUUUUUGCUAUCACCCUCUGAACCAGGACACCUAUGCCUGAUGUACGGAGUCUGAAUUGAACUUGCAGAAAGCAAUCAAUAUUUGUAGACUGUCCGACGCCACCAAAUGCUGAUAGAAAUCAUGUCUGUAACAGGCUCUGAGAUGUGUCCAGGGCAAAAGAGAAUACAGACUUGCCAAGGAUGCAGGAGAAUACAGACUUGGCAAGGAACCUGUAUACUCACUGGGAUACCUUCCACACUGGGAUAGCCUCACCUGUAUUUGGAGUACAUUGUCACAGGUACAGAGUUGCUACUCUUCAGUGUGCAGAGUUUUAAUGGGACAGAAAGACAAUAGUGUCUAUAAAAAGAAGUAAUUAGUAGCUGUGCCAGCCCACAAGGAAUGAUAAGUGACCAUAUCCCCUUUGCCAGCAGGGAAAUGGCACACUUUUUUCAUUCCAGCCCAGGUUAGCUGCAGUCACAUGUAAAGGCCGAAGGAGCAAGGCAGACAGUCCAAACAGUGCUUGCAAAGCCACUGCGUCAGGUGAAGAUGCUCUCCAAGCUCUACUGGAGCUAUGACACACACCCCUGAUGGUCUGGAAUUCUUCCUAGCACAGCUGCUGAUGGAAUGUGCACUGAGAGCUUCACGCCAUCCCUAGGUAUGGUGGGUCAGUCCAAGGUUUCCCCAGGAGCAGUUUUGCCUGCAACAGCCACAAAGAAAAGAAUGCUACAACCAGACAGCAGAGACACUGCUAGUCUUCAAGGCAUGUGAUUCAGCCUGCACUGGAGGCAGCAGGAGGUCUAUGAGGUUAAUGGCACCAAGCCCACAGCCACAACUACAUCGUGUUGAAACUUAAGCAGAGGUGCAAUUGACUAUUUUCAACCUAACCCUAACUAGGAAAACCUUAGCAAACCCAGAGCAAAAAGCAGACUCCAAACCAUGAGUUCCAAGUCCAGCAUGCAGAGGCAGGCACAACAUCCUGCUCGUUGGGCCACCUCACAAGCAGGAGGAGCCAAGUUAAUGCCUGGUGUUUGUCUUAGAAUUCUGAGCCACAACAACUCCUUGUAGACUCAGUGUAUGUUGAGGGACCCCAUGAUCCAAUGGUAAAAUAUAGUGAACUCCAGAUCCGCGCAGAGGAACAAUUGCUAUGAUUGAUGCAUAUACUGUUAUUCUGAGAGCCUUUGGAAAGAAAGGGGAAAGUGGUAAUGUGGGUAAUGUGUUGCUGCUGCUUUAAGACUGACUCUCAGAUGACCCCUAACAAGAAGAAGCCGGUCCGGUGGCUACAAACUGCAAAGGUGCUCAGUGCAGUUAGACUGGCUGUUAGCAUGGUGUGUUCUAGCAUGUAUUCAGGAGUCCUCACUCUGGAGUCUUUUAGUGUUUGCAGCCUGGCUUGUUUCAUUGCUUGCAGUUUCUCAGAAUACGAGGAGCAAUGUGGGAUCUCCCAAACUGGAGAGGGUGCUAAGGCCUGUCACAUCUCCCCAGUUCACAGUGCCUUGAAAGAAUCACCAGCAAUUAUUUAGCAGGAAUUCUCCACAAAGUAAUCUCUUUCCUUAGAUUCCAUAAGCUUCUGAGAGUGGGCCAUCUCAAGCAGGGGACCCACAAUCCUUUUGAACCUUGGUGUUGGAGGAGCUUUUGUGGGCACCACCACAAAAUGCCUCAUGAGUGGAUCAUUGCUGGAGCAUCAACAUGUCUGUGGGUCUCAGUUGCAUCGCAUUCAGCAAAAACCUUUGUUUCAUUCUAUUGGGUAUCCACCAUUGCUUUAAUAAGGGGUUGUCUAAUUCAACUGAUUACUGGUGGUGCAAGACAGCGAACACUUUUAAUUAUGGUAAUGCAAUAAUAAAUGGAGAUGCUGACAGGGUCUAGUAGUUACUUGUUUUGGGGAGGACGUAAUUACACAGGUAAUUUUUGUACUGGAACUGUCUUUAAUAUUCACUGAUGUACUGUUCCAAAUUAUUUGCUUGCUUUGUGAAAAUUAACAAAUGGAAGUAGGAAUAGGUUCCCUGCACCUUUUGACAGCUAGAAGACUGAUAUUACAACACGGGAAGGAUAAACACUCAUGCAGAAUUGUGAAUGCUUUUAAUAUAUGAAUGGGUGGCAUAGAGACUCCAACUUAUAAAUGCUUAUUUGUUGACCAAAUAUGCAUAAUCGAUAAAAAUAUGCAUUUUAUACAAUUUGUGUAUGUAUAUAAAAAUAAAAGUAAAAUAUUUAUUUAAAACGUUGGUGCCUCAGUCCCUGCAGAAGAGACCCCCUUGUGGGUGUCAUUGGAGGCGUCUGUGGGCACUGCACUGGGGCCCCGUUGUACAAGGCUCCCUGCUCCCGCAGGGGCGCAGUGUCACCCCAUCCCUAAUGCAGGCGUGAGAGCGGGUUCAAGAGUGCCCCACAGACUGGGACCUUGAAGGGGUGGGUGGCUGGGAGCAGUGUGUUCCUUCAGCAUGGCUUCUUCCUUCUGCAGCAUUCCUCUUCUUAAAAGCUGGGCCACCCGGUGAUGGACUGGGUGGGUGUGUUUUGUGUCCUCAAAUGCAGUGCUUUACUUGGACCCAAAGGGAAGAAUAGUAGCCAUUCACUUAUGCAGGAGAGAGGAAAGACAAAGAUGUGUGAUAACACAGAGUUCUGUUUCUUGGUGACUCUGAGAAUGUGACUUGGUUCUGGGAAGUAGUUUUUUAUCGGUUUAAGAAGCUUUACAGAUAGGGCUGCUGUGGAGAAAAUGCCAUUGGAAGACAUGGCACUUGGUGUCUCUGUAUCCCCUUUCCUCAGUUAUCCAUUUUUAUCACUUGCGAAAACAAAGCUGCUUCUAUUAUUUCUUCUACCGCUCAAUUUCUCUUUCACCACUGAACUAUCCCAGCAAUUUCAGGAGGCUGGAAUGCCCCGGGAGGGUAAGAAUAGCCAACAAUGGCAGAGAUAAUUCCUGUUGCCUUUUGUCUUCUUGCAGUUGUCGAGGAAGAGGUGAGAGCAACGAAUGGCACAGUGGGUCUCUUGCGUUGGGCUGUGCUUCUCAGGGAAGCCCCAAUUCCUCUCCACUCUUUGUGCAGGCAGCUUUCCUAUAUUUUUCCCAGUGUUGUUUUGCGCUUUCUAUUUAGGCUGCCUUGUUUUGAAAUGCUCAAUUACUUCUUACGCCUUCAGUGAGUGGAGAUUCCAGUAACCAAAUUCAAACAUGGAAUGUUGGAAUUCGCUUGGCUUUUUAACAAUUGCUCUCAGCUACAAUGUUACCAUUAUAGGGAAGAUUUGGCUGACUCUUGUCAUCCUGCUGAGACUGAUUGUGAUAUUCCUGGCAGCGUACCCUCUUUACCAGGACGAGCAGGAACGCUUCAUCUGCAACACCUUGCAGCCCGGAUGCGCCAAUGUGUGCUAUGACAUCUUUUCCCCAGUGUCCCACUUUCGGUUCUGGCUUAUUCAGACUGUGUCUGUUCUCCUGCCCUGUGCUGUGUUUGGUGUCUGUGUGCUGCACAACGUGGUCAGGCAGGCUGUGAAGGCAUAUUCCUUUCCUUACCGGCGGUACAAAGAGAUCAAGCCUUCAUCCGGCCAAAGAGUUACAAAGAAAUCCUCCAAAGGUGCAUUAAGGAGCAAAAUCACCUGCAGGGCAAAUGAAAUGGAUAUUCCUGAUUUCUCGGGGGCAUAUACAGUUCACCUUCUUCUGAGAAUACUGAUAGAGGCUGGUUUUGGGGCUGGCCAUUACUAUCUAUUUGGCUUCUUCGUCCCGAGACGUUUCUCCUGUAAUCAGUUCCCUUGUACGAGCUUUGUGGACUGCUACAUCUCCAGGCCCACCGAGAAAUCCAUCCUGAUGCUCUUCAUCUGGGGCCUCAGUGGCUUCUCCUUUCUCCUCAGCCUCGUUGACCUCGUCUUUGCCUUCCAAACCAACGCUGCAAGAAAUCGCAGAAAUAAGCUCCUGCUGGAAAGGUUCACCAUGGAGGCCAAAUGUGGUCCAGACCUGCAUGAAUGUGACAAUGUGCUCAGCCGUGCCAGGAUCUCUGUUGCCAAUGACUGUGGCCAGUGUUUGCUUAGCUGCGAAGCAAAAGAAGGCUGCUCUUUCCAACCCGUGUUGACUCCGCAGCAAGCCAUGAGUUCUAACCUCAACAGCAACAGCAACAAGUUGUAUGUCGCAGCCACCAGUCAAGAGAGCAAUGGGACAAAUCUCCAGGGAAGUGAGCAGCAAAAGACUUUGUCUGAGCAGCCACGGUUUGACCAGUACCAGUCAGGCACUCUCAAAGGAGUUUUGGCUUCAAAGUCCCAGGACGGCUGCCAUCACAGAGCUCCUUCAUCCACCGGUAGCAACAAGCCCUCAGUUCAUUAUUCUACUCUGGAGAGGAAGGCCUCCGAUGUUCAGUCCGUUUGCAGCAGUGCUGGGUGCUCAAGAUCCAAAAAAUCAGAAUGGGUGUAAGAAGGCAGGAAAGAGCACAGUGUGAGGGGAAAGCUCGUGCAUUGCCCACUUCAUGCUGCCACCAUCGCUGUUCCAAUAGGAUCGCUGUUGCAACGUAGGAAGAGUCUUAUUUCCUGAAUAUAAAAAUUUGCCGUUCUGUUUGGGUAGCUAGACGGGCUCUUGGAUUCAGGAGGCUCGCUAAUCCAGCGCAGACACAUGGUAUUUGGGGUUGUUCAUUCUACAGCUAGGCAUGAACACAGGGUAUGUGAAGGCAGAAGGCAGUACCUGGAGCCCUGUCCAGGCAUUGCCAUUACCUGGCUCAUCGUCCCCCUUCUGUCUCUUGUGUCCCUGUCCAUCCCUCCUCUAGGCAUGGGCAGAGGAUCUGCGUAGACACCCCUGCUCUGAUCUGGGUUCUAAGUCCUGCAGGAGCCAGGGCUUGCAGAUCUAGCUACUCAGUUCCAGCCUUGGGCCCAAGGCACAUAUAUGUUGAGCAGAGGUAACCUCAAGGAUAGCUCUGUUCAUCUCGUGAAUCAUCAUGUGAGGAUAGUGCCCCUGUAAGGCUGGUAUUGCUGGGCCUUCUCUACAGGAGUGGAUUUCUGAGGCCAAAUGCACCAUUCUAAGAAUAUCAGCCUUUGUGCUCCUUGUCAUGUUCAAGAGAGAAUUUUUUAGACUUCAUGGCGGGAGGAGAAGUUAAAGUACAGGCUGAAAUGUCAGGAUCCAAAAAGGGUUUGAGAAGGAAUUGCAGCCCUCUUCCAGUAGCCCUAGCUCUCCCUUCUAAACUGCAAAAGUGGGAUGAAUAAUGCAGAAGAGACAAAUAUGUGCAAAUUUGCAUAAAUUAUUGUGCUUGUAAAUCUAAAUUUCACUUAGAAUAAAGUUAGACUUUUCUUUGCAGUA